Messenger RNA from Wallemia ichthyophaga EXF-994, 798 nucleotides. RefSeq lists its product as uncharacterized. The coding region runs from base 1 to 798 and encodes 265 amino acids. Gene Ontology annotation, biological process: tRNA wobble uridine modification. Gene Ontology annotation, cellular component: cytoplasm; nucleus. Gene Ontology annotation, molecular function: tRNA binding. The transcript has a single exon. NCBI's taxonomy places the organism in Eukaryota, Fungi, Basidiomycota, Wallemiomycetes, Wallemiales, Wallemiaceae. The record is from RefSeq and is a predicted model, not a curated record.
AUGGUGAAGAAGCACGAGCUGCCUUUGCCGAGCGAGGAAGAUAUCGCGCUGCUACACAAAUCACCAACGACGUUCGAGGACGAUAACGUACACAAAAUAUAUGACGAGAUAGCGAAUCACUUCUCGUCUACAAGGUAUAAACCGUGGCCUAUCAUCAGCCGAUUCCUGCAGUCGAUAGAGAAGCACGCGAUGGGAUUGGAUGCUGGGUGCGGCAAUGGCAAGUACCUCCCACUGGCUGAGCACCUCUUUGGGUUGGAUAGAAGCGUGAAUCUCCUCAAACAUGCUCAAAGAGCUGGUGACGCUGAUAAACAAGUCGUUUUGGCUGAUACUCUACAUUCUGUCACUCGCAGACAUAUCUUUGUCGGUAUUUUACAGCUUCAACAUUCCCACCUAACUUAUCGCCAGGACUACGCCAUUAGUAUUGCGACAAUUCAUCAUUUAGCCACUGAAAAACGUCGGGUGGAGUCAGUACAGUCUUUAUUAAACUCGGUAUGCCUCAAUGGAGGCAGAAUUCUCGUAUACGUCUGGGCCUUAGAGCAAGGCGAAGAUAGCAGGCGAGCUGUUCCUGAAAAUUCGACGACAUCGUCAAAUUCCAAAGGGCUGGAUGUUUGGGUACCUUGGGUGAACAAGGCUGAUGGAAGAGUGUACAACCGCUACUACCAUUUGUUUGAAAGGGGCGAGCUCAGAUGCAUCACAGAGGAGGCUAGUGUACAAUCCAAGGUGAAGAUACAGGUGGUACAAGAAGGAUACGAAAAAGAUAAUUGGUAUAUAGAGUUACGCACGCAUGGAAGCAUAUAA